GAUGCAUCAAUACUCUUGCUAAGCAAUUUAUGUUGACAUAAAUGGGGAACAAUAAUAGGUGACUAUUAUCUCAAAUUGUGGUUCAUUGUUAAUAAAAGUACUUAUUGCAUUAAGAAUUUAAAAAGACAUUCCUAAACGACUAAUAGAUGGUAUACUUGCCAGUUGGCUCUAUGGACACUAUACUACACUUUGGUAAAGAAAUCAAUGAAAGUAUAUAACUCUAUAAUUAAAGAUGAAGAAAUGUAUACACUGAACCUAGAGAAUCCUGAAACACAAAUAAAAGUGUCUUUUCUUUUGAGUUAAAAGGAUAAUUAAGAACUUUAAAAUCAAUUAAGAGGAAAGUAAGUUUUCUUUCGCUCUUAAAAUCCUCGAAUAUUGGCUUAGAUAGCACCUGGGAUCUGUAAAAAAAGAUACUUAUAUAUUAGAACUGAUUCAAACAUAAAACAAUGUCAUGAUUGAAAAAAUAGCUCCUUUUCCUAAGACAUUGAAUGAUAUAGCUUCGAUUAACAGACUAGUAAGAGAUUUAGUUUAAUUAUUAGGGAUAAUUGAAACAAGAAGCAGAUAUUCUGUCUUUUUUGAAAGAACAUGAACAUUAAAAUAUAAUUAAAUUGGAAGAAAUUGUGACUGACAAUGAAUUUGUAUCAAUAACACUGGAAAAUUGUUAAGGAGGAGAUCUCCUUAAAUUACUGAAUAAGAAAACCAAUAAAAUAAAUGAAUCUCUCAUUAUGAUAAACUUACUUUCAGGUACUUGAUCUUCUUAAUAAUUAAAUAGGUUUAAAACAUCUUCAUGAAUUAAACAUAGUACAUCGAGAUAUCAAACUAUAAAACAUAUUAUUCCUAGAUAAUUAAAAUGGCAAUACUUUAAAAAUUGCCGAUUUUGGUCUUUCCUGUUUCAAAUAACAAAUUCCAUACUAUAACCCAAGGUAAUAUUUAAAAAAUAAAUUCAAUAGAUGUGGAACUCCUGGAUAUACUGCUCCAGAAGUAUUUGCUUAAUAAUGUAUUUAUGAUGAGAAAGUGGAUAUUUAUAGUGCUGGAAUAAUCCUAUAUAAUAUGUAUAAAAAAUUGACUUAUAUCUAUUUAGGUUAACUAGGAAAAAUCCAUUUGGUAAUUCAAAGAAUGUCCAAGAUAUUAUAAAAAGAAACAUUAGUGGUUAAUAUGAUGAAAGUCAUUUAACAAAUGUUAAAAUAAAUAACCCUCUAGGAUAUGAUUUACUUAUUAAGAUGCUUUAAAAAGAUCCUCUUAAUCGUCCUAGUGCAAAUGAAUGCUUAUAACACCCUUAUUUAAAUUUAGAAAAUAGAAUAAUUGAGGAUGAUGAAAAUUAGAAUAACAAUGAAAGUCAGAAAAGAAAUUAAGUAUCAAAACGUGUAAAGAUUUGAA
Messenger RNA from Paramecium pentaurelia, 1377 nucleotides. Lineage: Eukaryota; Ciliophora; Oligohymenophorea; Peniculida; Parameciidae. The record is from the annotation of a GenBank genome assembly.